This is a messenger RNA of Hansenula anomala, 807 nucleotides long. It is a transcript of the gene PUP1, whose product is annotated as proteasome core particle subunit beta 2. Gene Ontology annotation, cellular component: proteasome core complex. The transcript is spliced from 2 exons. Gene Ontology annotation, molecular function: threonine-type endopeptidase activity. NCBI's taxonomy places the organism in Eukaryota, Fungi, Ascomycota, Saccharomycetes, Phaffomycetales, Wickerhamomycetaceae. Bases 1 to 807 code for a protein of 268 amino acids. The record is from RefSeq and is a predicted model, not a curated record.
AUGGCUGGUCUAAGCUUUGACAAUUACCAAAGAAAUCAAUUCCUAUCGGCAAAGGGUUAUGGUGCUCCUACAGCCACUUCCACAGGUACCACCAUCGUUGGUGUCAAAUUCGACGGUGGCGUUGUGAUCGCCGCAGAUACUAGAGCUACAGCAGGAGAUAUUGUUGCUGAUAAGAAUUGUGAGAAAUUACAUCGUUUAGCACCAAAGAUUUGGUGUGCAGGUGCUGGUACAGCUGCUGAUACUGAAAUGGUUACUCAGUUGAUUGCAAGUAAUCUUGAAUUACAUUCAUUAUCUACAGGUAGAGAACCAAGAGUCGUUACUUCAUUAACUCAAUUGAAACAACAUUUAUUCAAAUAUCAAGGUCAUAUCGGUGCUUACUUGAUUGUUGCAGGUGUGGAUCCAACUGGUGCACAUUUGUUUAGUGUUCAAGCCCAUGGUUCAACAGAUGUAGGUUAUUAUCAAUCUUUAGGUUCGGGUUCUUUAGCUGCCAUGGCUGUUUUAGAAAGUAGAUGGGAAAAAGAUAUAACAAAAGACGAAGCUAUAAAAUUGGCUGCUGAUGCAAUUGAAGCUGGUAUUUGGAAUGAUUUAGGUUCAGGUUCAAAUGUUGAUGUUUGUGUGAUGGAAGUUGGUAAAGAUGCACAAUUGUUGAGAAACUACUUGACUCCUAAUGUUAGAGAACAAAAACAAAGAUCAUAUAAAUUCCCAAGAGGUACUACUGCUAUCCUAAAAGAAUCUAUAUAUAAUCUAGUAGAUGUUCAAGAGGAGCUAGUUGUUGGAGGUGGUGAUGAAAUGGAAGUUGAUGCUUAA